Molecule: messenger RNA, 4799 nt
Organism: Eubalaena glacialis (North Atlantic right whale)
Lineage: Eukaryota; Metazoa; Chordata; Mammalia; Artiodactyla; Balaenidae
Gene: KIF24
Product: kinesin family member 24
Exons: 14
Coding region: 98-4267 (1389 amino acids)
Biological process (GO): microtubule-based movement
Molecular function (GO): microtubule motor activity; ATP binding; microtubule binding
Source: RefSeq, a predicted model, not a curated record
GGCUCUUUCCUGUCAGCGUUUUCUCCUGUCUUCAGACAGGGUUGAUCGAGUAGGAAUUUGGAAGCCUCCGAGAGUUUAUAGAAACCCAUUCACAAAAAUGACAUCCUGGUUAUAUGAAUGUCUUUGUGAAGCUGAACUAGCACAGUAUUAUCCUCAUUUUACUGCCCUUGGCCUUCAGAAAAUAGAUGAAUUAGCCAAUGUUACAAUGAAGGACUACUCCAAAUUGGGAGUCCAUGACAUGAACGACCGCAAACGUCUCUUCCAACUUAUCAAAAUCAUUAAGAUUAUGCAGGAAGAAGAUAAAGCAGUCAGUAGCCCAGAGUAUCCUCUACAGACAAGCAGUCUGUGCAUCAAGCCUCAGAAAUCUAGAUCUGGCCCUCGAAGGCAACUGCAUUUUGAUUCUCCUGCUGACAACAAAGACAGAACUACCAGCCACAAUCAGUUUGAACUGUGCGAUUUAUCACAUUUAUCUGCAAGUGAACAGAAGUCUAGUUACCUAAAAGUACUAGAGCAUUUGCUACCAGAUGAUUCCCAGUACUGUACAAAAACAAGAAUUCUGAAUGCCACAGCUGCUGAUUCCUACCUACAAGAAGAAACUAACACUUCACUCUUUUCAUCAAAUCACUUUUCUCCAAUACAGGGAGAUUGUGAUAGUCCCGUUAUGCAAAGAGUCUCUCAUGUUUCAGGGUAUAACUAUGGAAUCCCUCAUUCCUAUAUCAGGAGCCAGAGUUUCGGAACCCUGAGAAACUCCCUCACCAACUUAAGGCUUCCUGUUAGUGAGUCAUCCCUGUCCAAAGAGCAUUCUCUUUGGAUACCUCAAAUCAGCCAGAACCCCUCAGAGAAAGAGAAUCCUUGGACUGAGAUGGAGAAAAUCAGAGUUUGUGUUCGAAAACGCCCUCUGGGCAUGAGGGAGGUACGUCGUGGAGAAAUUAAUAUUAUUACUGUAAAAGACAAAGAAACUCUACUUGUUCAUGAGAAGAAAGAAGCAGUUGACCUCACACAAUAUAUUCUGCAGCAUGUUUUUUAUUUUGAUGAAGUCUUUGAUGAGGCGUGCACCAAUCAAGAUGUAUACAUGAAAACUACUCAUCCACUCAUUCAGCAUAUUUUCAAUGGAGGCAAUGCCACUUGCUUCGCAUAUGGACAGACAGGUGCCGGAAAGACCUAUACCAUGAUAGGAACUCAUCAGAACCCAGGACUGUAUGCUCUGGCUGCCAAAGAUAUCUUCAGACAACUAGAAGUGUCCCAGCCAAGAAGACACUGUUUUGUGUGGAUCAGCUUCUAUGAAAUCUACUGUGGACAGCUUUAUGACCUCCUAAAUAGAAGAAAAAGGCUCUUCGCAAGAGAAGAUAGCAAGCAUGUGGUACAGAUAGUGGGACUGCGAGAACUUCAGGUGGAUAGUGUGGAGCUUCUCUUAGAGGUGAUCUUGAAGGGCAGCAAGGAGCGCAGCACUGGGGCCACUGGAGUUAAUGCAGACUCCUCCCGCUCUCAUGCUAUCAUCCAAAUUCAGAUCAAAGAUUCAGCCAAGAGGACAUUUGGCAGGAUCUCUUUUAUUGACUUGGCUGGCAGUGAAAGAGCAGCAGAUGCCAGAGACUCAGAUAGACAGACAAAGAUGGAAGGUGCGGAAAUAAACCAGAGUCUUCUGGCUCUGAAGGAAUGUAUCCGUGCAUUGGAUCAGGAACACACUCACACUCCCUUCAGGCAAAGCAAAUUAACUCAGGUUCUGAAGGACUCUUUCAUUGGCAAUGCCAAAACCUGCAUGAUUGCCAACAUCUCGCCAAGCCAUGUGGCCACCGAACACACUCUGAAUACCUUGCGCUAUGCUGACCGGGUCAAAGAACUAAAGAAAGGCAUUAAAUGUUGCACUUCAGCUAGCAGUCGAAAUCGAACAUCUGGAAACUCUUCUCCAAAACGAAUUCAGAGCUCUCCUGUGGCCCUGCCAGGGGACAAGUGUUCUCCCAAAAAAGUCAAGCUGGGGCUCCAACAGUCGCUCACAGUGGCACCUGGCUCCACUAGAACGAAGGCCCAUCCUCUGGCCAGUCACCCAGCCAAUAUCCCUUUUGCUUCUGUACCUAAGGUUCCUGGUAAAAGGGGUGGCUCUAGAGGGAGUCCUCCCCAAGAGUGGGUCACUCAGACUAGCUCUAUCAAAGGAACCAUGCGGUCCGGACACUUAGCCAAAAAAAGGGCAGAAGAAUCAGCUGCAUUAUGCUCUAAGAAAAAUCCAAUCGGCAACAAAACUGCCCUCGGGUGGGGAAGCAGGGCCCCUGGCCCAGGAGGAGAAGUAGUCCGUGGUAAGCUGCCCUCCCGGUGCAAGAAAGCACAGACUGUGCAGCCAGUGCAAAAGCAGCUUGUGUCACGAGUUGAGCUCUCCUUUGGCAACGUCCACCACUUAGUCGAGUAUAGUCAGGGCAGCAAGGGGGGCACACCUACCAGGCCUGCCUCUGAAGCUUGGACAAACAUCCCUCCGCGUCAGAAGGAGAGGGAGGAACAUUUGCGCUUUUAUCACCAGCAGUUCCAGCAGCCACCUCUCCUCCAGCAGAAGUUAAAGUACCAACCACUGGAAAGGUUCUUAUGCCAGUCCCGGCCUCCAGACGGGCAGCUCCAGAAUGACACCCCUCCUCCCUUCCACUCUUGUUGUGAGAGCCAUGAUGGAGCCCAAGCUGAGGACCUUGACGACAGCGAUUUCAGUGAAGAUUCUUUUUCACAUGUCUCCUGUCAGAGGACCACAAAGCAGGGAAACACCCUGGAGAAUAGCGAAGGCUCGUUCUACCUUCAUCAGAGGGAGCAAGGUCCUGAGGAGCAGGUAGCCGAAAGGCGGCAGAGUCUGUUUUUUAGCCCCAGGACAGAAGGUGACGAGAAGGGUCUAACUGGAAGCUGGAUGUACUCCAGGGACCCCGCAAGCCACAGGAUAGCACUUGAUCACGGCCGCAGCCCAAGUCAGGUGCCCUUGGACUGGAGCAGAGAGGAGGACUCCACCUCCUCAGGGCCUCCUCCCAGAGAAAACCUGGCAGAGAAGCCUUACUGCUCACAGGUAGGCUUUGUAUAUAACCAGAAAAGGGGUGGCAGCCCAGCCUUUGACCUCAGACAGGAUGCCUUCAAAAAUGAGGCUCCUCGGCAGGCUGAGGGCAGCUCACCAUCCCUGGAGGAAGAUGGUUGCACUUUCUCACUAUCCCAUGUCACAGUUCCUGGAUCCCCAGACCAAAGAGACACGGUGAGCACACCUCUGAGAGAAGUCAGUGAAGAUAGCCCAACUGUGGCGACCAGAACAAUGAAAAACAGUAACCCUUUCCAAGGAGAAGACUCUAGAGGGGAAUUAGGCACAUGCUCUGAGCAUGCUUCUGGACUGAUGGCUUCCCUCACCGUGUCUCUCCUGGAGAGCCCAAACGAUGAGGGCUCUCCCCACUUGGAGCAGUCGGCCCAGGAUGGAGCUGCGCACAGUCUAGUGGCAGCAGACACAGGGGGGCCAGCUGUGGGCCACACAGUGUCAUCUGGUGAUCAAGAGGCAGACCUGCCAAUGUCUUCAACAACUGAUCACCUGUGGCUCUCAUCAUCCCCCCCCGACAGUAAGCCUGGGGGUGAUCUUCCAGCUCUGUCCCUGUCACCCAUCCAUCAGCACCCACCUGACAAACUGCCCAACAGGGAGGCUGACCUGGGGGCGCCCUGUCAGAGCAGAGAGACUGCACUCUUCUCCCAGGGGCACUAUGAUGGCAAUACUGAGACAGAGCUGGGCUGCUCCCAGGGUUUCCCAGAAAAACCCUUCCUCACCAUACAUACUGGGGGACCCCACUCUGGGCCUACACUCACCCCCCAAACAGGAAGUAGUGAUGUGGCUGGCCAGCCCUGGGCCCAGGAGAGAAAGCACCUGGCAGGGCUUGGCUGGCAGGAGCUGGGUUUGUCCACAGACCCCAUCAAGCUGUCUUGCUACAAUGAGGACAUCGUGUGGCUCAAACACAGGCCAAUCCCAAGGUACUUAGCAAGGCUAGGCUCUCCCAAGACUGCCAGGACACUCCGUCAGCCCGUCCUGGGGCACGCACAGCAGGUACUCAUCCGAGCACACCAGGAACAGCUGGAUGAAAUGGCCAAGCUGGGCUUCAAGGAGGAGACCCUGAUGAGCCAGCUGGCUCCUAAUGAUUUUGAAGAUUUUGUGACCCAGUUAGAUGAAAUCAUGGCUCUGAAGUCCAAGUGCAUCCAGAGUCUGAGGAGCCAGCUGCAGCUAUACCUGGCCUGCCACAGGCCAGCUGCGGCCCCUGGGAGGACAGCGGUGUCUUAGAACAAGAUCCAGUAUGUGGUGGCUGGGCUCUCGAGCUGGAGGGGCCUCUGCCAGGUCCCCCUACAGAUACCAGAACCCACUCCCUGGUCCUGCCCAUGCUGGCCUCUCCCUAGCCACAUGUGGCCUUGGCUGGGUCCCAGCUCCUCUCUCAGGGCCAAGCAUCUGUCCCUCAAUUCUAAGCACAGGAGUAUCUGUAAGGAAGGACAGAUCAGCCUGAAAAACUUAAUAGACCCCUCUCUUUUCUUUGGGGCUGGAAGAGGAUUUGCCUUUACUGACCCCUUGUCUGUGGAAACACAGGUCUAAUAACCCUGUAGAUGUUUCUAAAUUUGGGGAUCAGUGGAUGGGGGGAUGGUCAGUGGUAACCUAGAGGUUGUGUUGAGGUCACAAGCUAGGGAAGAUAACAUGCUGAGCCCAGAGGUUUUAUCAGCUGGAUUCUGUGCCUUUCUCCAGGACUUGGUCAAAAACGAAAACAUUGGUGCUAGUGGGGCAGGGGAGGGUGAGCUCUGCCCCAUCAGCCCUUGGAGAUUGAUUU